AGAAAUCGUAAAGAACCUCUUCAAAGACUUGCUGCUUUUUCAAGCGUUUAGACUUGCCUCAUUGCACACUUUCUAACAUUUGUCUCAGCUGUUAUCGCUGGACACCAAUGACAGCUAUGAAGGGAGACUCCGAAGACAGCAUUGAAAGCAUGAGGCCGUCCAGCCUGCAAGUUUUCGCCAACUCCUCCACGUUACAUGGCAUGAGCCACAUAUUCGCCUAUGGCCACAUGACGUUCCGUCGAUUCCUAUGGACGCUGUCCUUCAUGGGCUCUCUAAGUCUGCUGAUGUUCGUCUGCAUGGACCGAGUAUGCUACUACUUCGAGUUCCCCCACAUCACCAAACUUGACGAGGUGGCGGCGCCCAACCUCACCUUUCCAGCCAUCACCUUCUGCAACCUCAAUGAGUUUCGUUUCUCGAAGAUCACAAAGAACGAUCUGUACCACGUUGGGGAGCUGCUGGCACUGCUCAACGAGAACUAUCAGAUCGCUAACCCUCACCUGGCCGAGCCGGAAGUCCUCGCUUUCUUGAAGGAGAAGGCUAAUUUUGUCAACUUCAAUCCCAAGCAGUUCAACAUGACGGAUUUCUAUAACCGCACGGGCCAUGAUAUCAGCGAAAUGCUCUUGCAGUGCACCUUCAGAGGGGAGGAAUGCAUCCCUCUAAACUUCACCACUAUUUACACAAGAUAUGGGAAAUGUUACACGUUCAACUCUGGUCUGGAUGGAAACCCCUUGUUGACGACUUUAAAAGGUGGAACAGGAAAUGGGCUGGAAAUCAUGCUGGACAUUCAACAGGAUGAGUACUUACCGGUUUGGGGUGACACAGACGAAACCUCGUACGAGGCGGGCAUCAAAGUUCAGAUCCACAGCCAGGACGAGCCGCCCUUCAUAGAUCAGCUGGGAUUUGGUGUGGCCCCUGGUUUUCAAACUUUUGUGUCUUGUCAGCAACAACUGCUCCAGUAUCUUCCUCCGCCGUGGGGCGACUGCAGAUCCGAACCGAUGGACUCUGAAUACUUCUCCACCUACAGCAUCACGGCCUGUCGCAUCGACUGUGAGACCCGCUACCUGCUCGAAAACUGCAACUGCAGAAUGGUGCACAUGCCAGGCACCUCUACCGUCUGCACACCCGAACAGUACAAAGACUGCGCUGAUCCAGCUUUAGAUUUUCUAGUGGAGAAGGACAAUGAUUACUGCGUUUGCGAAACGCCGUGCAACAUGACUCGAUACGGUAAAGAGCUGUCCAUGGUGAAAAUACCCAGCAAGGCUUCUGCGAAAUAUCUCGCCAAGAAGUUCAACAAAACUGAACAGUAUAUUGCGGACAACAUAUUGGUGCUGGAUAUCUUUUUUGAGGCUCUGAACUAUGAGAAAAUUGAACAAAAGAAAGCAUAUGAAGUGGCUGGAUUACUUGGUGACAUUGGUGGUCAGAUGGGUCUGUUUAUAGGAGCCAGUAUCUUGACAAUAUUGGAGAUAUUCGAUUAUUUGUAUGAGGUUUUUAAGGACAAAGUGCUGGGACAUUUUCUACGUAAGAGACGGCCACAUCGCAGCGCUAGUGACAAUCUGAGCACAUGCGACACACUCCGGAGUCACUCGGACAGUCUCGGAUACGCGCCGAACGUGCUACCUAGUCACCCGGCUAUAGGCAACUUCGAGGAAUUCGCUUGUUGAUGACACAGGCGACAGGACCCCGGCGGGACGGUUUAGGAUAUGACGGAAAACUGUGAAGUAUAUAUCGGAUAGACUCCAAAAGAAGUGUAAGUCCACGAAAAUGUACAUGUUAAAUAGUUAAAAAACAAAACAAAACAAAAAACACCUGAAUAGAAUCGAUAUAUCAUCAUCAAGUACAAAUAGGCAACACUUCCAAAACAAAACUCAGGUUUUAUUAACAUCACAGCCACUGUUUGUUUGACAUUGUGGAAAAUUUCAUGCCAUUUCUUUUCGGACGAUUUCAGACGUACAAAUACUGUGACGGUAUUACAUCCCAGAGAGUAUUUUUUCUCUGUGCUUUUCUGAAUCCUGUACGAACACUGUGGGCCUAAUUUGAUCAAGCCGCCUUAAACAAAUCUGAAAAAGAAAGCAUUUUAAUAUUGCACAAAAAUUGUUAUAGAUACAGUCGGUUUGGCCAUGGUUUAAAUCUAUUUUGGCACUUUUUUUGUACAAUAUAAUCGUGUGAGCUUU
Sinocyclocheilus rhinocerous is the source of this 2171-nucleotide messenger RNA. Its product is annotated as acid-sensing ion channel 1-like. Gene Ontology annotation, biological process: sodium ion transmembrane transport. Gene Ontology annotation, molecular function: pH-gated monoatomic ion channel activity; ligand-gated sodium channel activity. Lineage: Eukaryota; Metazoa; Chordata; Actinopteri; Cypriniformes; Cyprinidae. The coding region runs from base 108 to 1661 and encodes 517 amino acids. The record is from RefSeq and is a predicted model, not a curated record. Gene Ontology annotation, cellular component: plasma membrane. The transcript is spliced from 10 exons.